CCCGUAAAACAAAAGAAACUUUUGCAAAAUAUUAACUAAAUAAUAAAUGAGUAUCAUAAUAAAAUUGAAAAAUCAAAAUUGUGAUGAUAAACGAUCUUGAUAACUUCAAAAGACCCUUAAAAUUUUCCAACGAAUAAUAAAAAAUUGGAAAAAAGAGGCCAGGCACGAGGUAGCGCCUGACUAAGUAUCGACGAAAAUUAUACAUACUUUUUUUUGCCUUUUAAUUAAAUUCGUAUCAUCUUAAAGCUGUAGAUGUGAAAGAUAAGUUGCUAUACGUUAAAACGAAAAAGUGACGUUCGUGAACUUGAAUAAACAACAGUGGCUCUUGAUAAGUCGUGUUUAUUCAAAUGUUGUCAACCGACGCCAUUUUCGAGACAGAACAGGGAUAUCUAUUGCUUGGAAUAACACAACGGGUUUGUUAACAAAAAUUCUCAUAUUUGUUAGUUUCUGUUCCGAAGAAUUAUUUUAUUGAAUUAAUGUAAAAUUCAACUGUUUUCAAUCUUCAAUAUAAUCUUCGUCAUGCUCAGUUUUUUGAAGCCUAUUGAAUUUUUUUAUUGGAAUAACAAGAUACUGCUUGAUAACGCAGACACAUUAUUCACAGAAAAGAUUCUUAAUAUCCAUGUUUAAUCUUUAAAAAUGGCCAUGAGAAAUAAUUUAAAUAACAGCAUAAGGGCAAGUAAUUAUAAACAAGUAAAAAGACCCAACGGUAAAUACGGACAAAUUUCACUGUGUAAUAGUACCAGUAAGUGUGACUUAUGUGGAAAACAUUUCCAAACGAUGAAAUUGUUUGAACACAUUAAAGAAUCUCACCAUCAAUACUUUUGUAUAGUUUGUAGAGCUAGAUUUAAAAUUCAUAAAGAUUUGAUUAGUCAUUUACAAGAUAUUCAUCAGCUGGUGGCUUCAGAUGAUAUUCAUAAAGCUCAAGAUGCAUUUGGAGAGUGUGUGAAUAAAAGAUAUUUUGCACAACCGGUGUCCAUGUCUCGACUUCCAAUACCAUCGUCAACAUUUUCUCAAUUUUCUCAAAGUAGUUCUGAUGAUGACGAAUUACUUUUAGAUAAUUUUGAUGUUUUAGAUGUAGUUUUAGGUAGUAAAACGUCUGAACAGUCUCUAGAAAUAGUAAUUGCUGAAAUUGUUAAUAACAUUAUUAAUGAAGCCAUUAAAGAAAUUAAAGCUGAAAACUUAACUGAAAGCACUUUACAAGACUUAAGUUGUUCAGAUAUUUCUAUUACAGAUGAGACUGACAAUAAAACUGUGAAACUAUUAGAUACCCAUCAAUCCAAUUCUAUUCCACUACUACAAAAUAGUAUAAUGAAUAUAAAUAAUAAUGUUGCAUUGCAAAAUUUAACUUCUAACAGUGAUACUGUACAAAGUCAAGAUACUAUAAACUGUAAAUCAUUAAACUGUGUUGAAGAAGAAUUUAAAUUGGGAAUCAAAAGUAUAUCUACGGUUUUAUCAGAAAAAAAUCCUUGGAUUAACGGACCAGAUACAUCACAGAGUGUUGUCACAUAUAAACAAAAUAAAGAUGAACUUCCUGUCAUGGCUUUAACGCUGGACCAAAAGCUAACGGAUAUUAAUUUAAAUUUAAUACUAAAAGAAUGUAUCAGAACAUCUUGUUUAACCUGCGUUUACUGUCAUAACUCAACCUGCAUUGCUGUUAAUGCCAAGGAGCUUGCACUACACAUGAUAAAUAAACAUCGUUUUAUGACAGUAAAAAACGAAUCUUCUGAUGAUGUUGUUAAUAUAUUAAAAACUAACUUAAAUUUAUUAGAGAAUGUUUACUUUAAUUCAGAAAAUUUUGAUUCAACUGAUGAAUCAUGUUAUGUGCCGUUUGACAACACUUUUUUUUGUUUCAACUGUCAGUUUACUUCUAAACAUAUGAAGGAAGUUAAUUCCCAUAAACGUAGUAUUCAUUCAAGAAAAACUUAUGACUGUAUUAUGUGUAAAAUAACUUUUUCUAAUUAUGGUGAACUUAAUUGUCAUUUAUGUCCUGGUGCUGAUCUUGGUGUUUGGCAAAAUUUAUCAUUUCGAUGUUUAUUCUGCGGUCAAGGUAAAAUUCCAUCUGCUUUUAGAUGCAUGGUACAUAUGAGAAAGGCUCAUAAUGCUUGUGACUAUUGUUUGGACAUAUUCCCUAAUCAACAAACUUUAGCGCUACAUGUAAAUAAACAUAAGAUGAGACACAUGUGUUUAAAAUGUAACAUAGCUUAUCUAAGUAAAAAAGAUAUUUUUGAACAUAUGUUUUGGAAACACAAUAGAGACAGUAAAGAAUGUAAAUUAUGUUUAACAAAAAAAUGGCCGUAUACAUAUCAUUUUUGUGUACCACCAGCAAUAUUUACGUGUGAUGAAUGUAAAAGAACAUUUUCGAAUGCAUUAUCAUUAAGAGUACAUGAAAGAUGGCACUCUGGUAAUAUUCCAUAUGAAUGUAAUAUUUGCCACAACAAAUUUAUUACAAAAAAAUUGCUUGCUAAACAUGAAAUUAUUCACAAGGAACUAAUUUCUCCAAUUAAAAGAAAAAAGAAAAAGAAGAAGAAAAGGGGGGAUAACUACAAUUUGCCCCCUUUGAAUCUUUCGUCUGACAGUGAAACCGACAAAACACCUAGGUAUAAAUCUGAUAAAACUGCCGAGUCUCCGAGUCCCUCUGUUACAAACUAUUGGGACUAUGUCAGUAAACAGAAAAAGGAACUUGUUCACAUAGCCUUAUUAGAUCAUGAUUACACAUUGUUAUCGACUAGUCAAGCUGACCGCCUCCAGUCUCCUCAUUGUCAAGAAGCAACUACUACAGUCCACGAAAGUGAACAUAUUUUAAACAAUUCUUUCAAUAAUUCAUCUUGUAGAAGAUCUUCAUGUUCAUCACACUGUAAAUCAUCAUCCUCUUCGUCUAGCUCGUGUGGAUCCAAUUGUUCAUGUUCAUCAUCUUGUUCAUCUUCGUGUGAUUCUGAUGCUGAAGAUAAGAAAUUUGUUGUAGAAAGUCCAAAAAAACACAAAAAGAAAAAAAAGGUUAAGAAAAUUAAAGUAUUAAGUGAAAAAAAAAUAGCAAACUUUAAUUUAUGUGCUGUGGAAUCUGAUUUAGAGAGUGAAUUUUCAAAUACCGAUAAUGAAGAUUAUUAUGAUAUUAAUCCAGUACCUUUACGUCCAGAUAUAAGUGUGCCAGUAAUAGAAUCUCCACAGCAAAUAAAUGCAGAACAGGAUAAAAGGAGUGAACCGUUUCAUAUUGAGAAUGAAUCAACACUUCCGGUAUUGUUAUCUAAUGAUAGCAUAUUGAAAUUAUCUCAUUCUUCAAGCCAAUAUAUUGAAUUAGAGCCUCGAAUACUAGAAAAUGGCGAAUCAAGUGAUUUGUACCAUUACGAGUAUAAAUCUACAGCUGAUCCCAAGAAACAUGACAACUUAUCUUUAUUUAAUAGUACUAAUGUACCUCAUUUAAGUAAGCAAUCUGUUGAAAACAAUUUUACCCAAAUUUCUACAGAAUUGUGUAAUGGCAAAAAUGGCAUUAAUGAUGUUAAUAAUAAAUGUGACACAAGCACAAAUAAUCAGUAUGAACUUCACAAUUCUUUUUUUUCAUCAUGUUCGAGUACAAUUGAACAACUAAAUUUAUCGUUACGCAAAAAACGACCUACAAAGCGUCAAUCUAAACCAAAGAUGAUUCAAAAAUCUAAAAACUCUUUACAAAUAUCAAAAACAAAUUUAUUGCCAUAUACUUCUUCUCCACUUUCAGUAAAUUCUUCUUUAUAUUCUACAAAUGCUAUAAACACAUCCAAUCAUAGUAUGUCAUCUAAUGACACUCGUCAAUCAAAGCGACAACCAAAAAAAAGAAAAUUUUUUGGUUAUGACAGUGAUGAAGAUAAAAUUGCAAACGGAAAUUCAUUUUUGAUUGAAACUCCACACCUUCAACACACGUUACCACCCAAAAAGAAACGGAAAUCCAAGUCUGAAAUUCCUCAUGAAAUACUUAAUUUGUCUAAUAUAUCAGCAGUACAACAAUCAAGGCCUAUUGUAGAUGUUCGAAUUAGUAAAUCUGUUCUACCACCUGUUGUCAAUGACACCGACAGUGAUUCUGGAAAUUUAGUUAUAGAACUCCCAAAAUUCGCUGAGCAGAAAGCUAUACAAAGUACUGAAAGGUUAUAUUGUCACUGUAGAUGUCCUUAUGACGAGGUAUCAGAGAUGAUUGCAUGUGAUAAUCCAAAUUGUCGGGUGGAAUGGUUUCAUUUUGAUUGUGUUGGCAUCACAAUUGCUCCGAAAGGUAAUUGGUAUUGCCCUGAUUGUCGUUGACAAGAAUUUUUUUACUCUAAAAAUGUAUUCUUGUAUUUUUACAACCCAUUUGCUUCAUUUUUUUUAUUAUAUAUAUAUAUAUGUGUGUAUUUGUUUCUUUGUUAUAUAAUAUAUAUGAGUAACUGUUGUAAAAAAAAAUACUACAUUUAACUUACAAAAAACCAGUAUUGUUAUGUAAAUAUGAUUUUUGACUCGAUAAAUGUAAAACCAUUAAGCUGCUGUUUUCUUAUACACAUUACAAGAUAAAAAUAUUUUUUCUG
Messenger RNA from Adelges cooleyi (spruce gall adelgid), 4523 nucleotides. RefSeq lists its product as uncharacterized. The transcript has 3 exons. NCBI's taxonomy places the organism in Eukaryota, Metazoa, Arthropoda, Insecta, Hemiptera, Adelgidae. The record is from RefSeq and is a predicted model, not a curated record. Gene Ontology annotation, cellular component: nucleus. Gene Ontology annotation, biological process: regulation of transcription by RNA polymerase II. Gene Ontology annotation, molecular function: DNA-binding transcription factor activity, RNA polymerase II-specific; RNA polymerase II transcription regulatory region sequence-specific DNA binding. Bases 637 to 4263 code for a protein of 1208 amino acids.